Messenger RNA from Cynara cardunculus var. scolymus (artichoke), 1328 nucleotides. RefSeq lists its product as uncharacterized. Gene Ontology annotation, molecular function: ubiquitin protein ligase activity. Bases 35 to 1153 code for a protein of 372 amino acids. Gene Ontology annotation, biological process: protein ubiquitination. Gene Ontology annotation, cellular component: cytoplasm. The record is from RefSeq and is a predicted model, not a curated record. The transcript has a single exon. NCBI's taxonomy places the organism in Eukaryota, Viridiplantae, Streptophyta, Magnoliopsida, Asterales, Asteraceae.
CCGAACGCCCCACAAAGCUUCAUCCAUAACACCAAUGGCGGAGGUUCAUUGUUUUGAUCAUGAUGAUGAAGACGAUUUUCUAGUAUCCUUUUCUUCCCGCAACAAUCUCCACGCUUACCCGUCUCGAAUUUCGCCUUUCGAUCGACAGAACCAGGUAAAUUUCGAAAUCGAUAUGUUCCGUCAGUCGCAAUCACAAUCACAAUCGCAAUCGCAAUCGCAUUGUGUGUCGCCUGUUAUUCAAGAGAGCCCUUUGGUUCCUUUCCAUCGAAGUUUUGGAGUUCAAGAAGGGAAUCAUGAUAUCGAUUUUGAUGUGGAAUUUGGGUCACGCUUAGGGUUUUUUGAAGGAAAUCAUCAUAACCGUAAUGCUAAUGCUAAUGAUUCUGGGUUUACGGUUGCUGGUUCUGGGGAUGACUUGUUUGUAUCCAGGAGGACAAGUGGUCUCCAUGGUGCUCGAUCUGAAUCCGGCGUUUCAUCUUAUGAAUCAGGUUCUCCGGAUUUUUUCUUGGGUGGGGUGAGGGCGACUGAUUUGGUGUCGGAUGUGGAUGAUAUCAUACCAGUAAACGGAAAUACAAAUGAAGAUCUUCAGUGGGACGAAGUGCUUGAUGUAAAUGAAGAUUAUGAAGUUUUGGGUGUGUGUCUCCGAGCAGAUGUUGGUGAUGGUGAUGAUGAUGAUGAUGAUCAUGGUGAUGAUGAUGAUGUUUUAUCAGGAAUCCCUCCUGGUGGUGAACAAUUCCAAGAAAUUCAAGAAGCUUUCGAAUGGCAAGUCUUAUCAAAUGUUCACAAUUUCGAACCAACCCCAGAUUUAGCUGAUGAUGAUUACAAUUACACAGAAUAUGAGAUGUUCUUUGGGCAGUUUGGAGACACUGGUGUUUCAUCUUUGGGUCGUCCGCCUGCUUCCAAAUCGGUGGUUGCGAAUCUUUCGACUGUGGCUGUGACUCAAGAAGAUGUCGAAAACAACACCACCCUUUGUGCCGUGUGUAAAGAUGAAGUGGGUGUCGGAGAAAUGGCAACGCUGCUUCCUUGCAGCCAUCGUUACCAUGGAGAUUGCAUAGGGGCUUGGUUGGGCAUUCGGAACACCUGCCCUGUUUGUCGCCAUGAAUUGCCAACAGAUGAUGUUGAUUAUGAACUCAGGAAGACAGCAAGGGUUCUUUGAAAAGGUAUGAAUGUUGAAGUUUUGGUAUUGGGCAGUUUUGAGUUGAUGAUCUUGUUUUUGAAUGUGGGUUUGUAGGAAUCAUAUAUGCGUGCUAGGUUUCUUGAACACAAAACCUUCAGUUCUAUUGUGUUUUGAGUAAAGAUGUCCGAGGCAAUGGCAUGUUUUUCUUUCAGUA